Molecule: messenger RNA, 930 nt
Organism: Entrophospora sp. SA101
Lineage: Eukaryota; Fungi; Glomeromycota; Glomeromycetes; Entrophosporales; Entrophosporaceae
Source: the annotation of a GenBank genome assembly
AUGCAAAACAUAUCCCUAAAUGUGUCUGAAACAGUACAUUCUAAAUAUUUAUGUAUUCAGUUUUUGAGAAGUGGUUUAAACAAAGACAAGGAGAACAUUAACGAUGAUAACAUGAAAGAAGAUAGUGAUAAUGUAGUUAUCCACAAAACACCCACAUCACCCAAUUCAAGACUUGAAAAGGAUUCAGGAUAUACCAUAAAGCAUGGACAUGAUGAUUUAGAUGUGACCUCGACUUCAGAUGCAGCAAAUAAGAGAUCUCACAUUGAAGCAAAAAAUCUUCUUGAUGAAUCUAAAAAUUGCUCAGAAGAAAUGCUUAAUUUACAAAGAAAUUUUCAAAUGUAUUGUGAUCAUGCUAACAACAUACUGACAGCAGAUGACAUCAUGGAUCUGAGACCAUCAUCAGAAUUUGUUCUGAAGUUUACUGAUGAAGUUGAUCUUAUUGACCAACUUUUCCCAGAGGAAGCUUUUGAGUUUCUUGUAGAGUUCUUUUCUGAGAAAUUAAAUGACCAGCAAUGGCAAGACAAAAUUGAAACCUUAACAAAUCCUGAAGCAGAUGAAAUUUUUAAACAAUUAAAAAGCUUUGAUUCAUAUGCAAUGAAUGCCGAGAACCCAUUAAAAAAUCAAGAAAUGGAAGAAGAUGAAUACAUGAAUAAUUAUAUCCAUCUGAUUCUAAAAAAGGCACUUGCACGGUUUUCAAAUAUUUGUUAUGUCUCUGGCAACAAAGCCAUAGAAGCAUCAGCGUAUAGAAAAUCUGUCACAAAUCAAAAGGGUAAUGCAGACUGGUCUGAUGGAAUUGUCUAUACAUCUAAUGAAAAGCCAUAUGAGAUAUGCAUAAUAGAAGGAAGUAAACCAUAUAACACAGAAAAUGGAAAAGAAAUGGCAGAGUUUCUUCAAAAUGCAAGGGCUGGAAAAGAUAUUAUUAAUUUUUGA